CAUACAGCUUUUUACCCUCUUGAAUUCUGAAUUGAAACACUUACAUUACGCAGCCAGAAAUUUUGCUAAGCUGAAGAAAAAAUGGGUGGUGCCCAGAACAGAAAAAAUGCCUUUCAUUGCAAAACAGUGAGCAGAGACUCCUCUGCAGUGGUUCAGUCGAAUGUCGCCAUUGUUCCGGUCUUUCAGGAAGAGCCAUUAGCAGUCCAAGCCCCGCCGAUUGUGUCAUCGUAUAAUGAUCGAAUUCGGCCCUUACUCGAUUGUGUGGACAGGCUGAGGAACCUGAAUAUAAUGCAAGAAGGAAUUCAGCUCCCAACCAUUGUUGUUGUGGGUGAUCAGUCCUCAGGGAAAUCCAGCGUCCUGGAAUCUCUUGCCGGGAUCAGUCUUCCCAGAGGCCAGGAUAAGUCUCCAGAAGGCCUACUGGAGAAAGUUACUGCUGACGAUGUCAACAUCGGUCUUGGUUAUGUUUGCGUGAGGAAUCGAAUUGGGAAUGAAUCCUAUGAGGAAGCAAGGGCAGAGGAAGUUGCCCUGUUUGAAAAUCAUCAUUUGCUGUCGAAGAUUAGCAAGAACAUGGUCGGAAUACCCGUCUUAGCGCAGAAAUUGGUGCAUAUUCAGGCCAGCAUUAUUUCGAAAUGCUUGCCUGAUAUCGUGAGGAAGAUCAGUGACAAGCUUGCAGCGAACAUGGCGGAUCUCAACAGACUACCUGCGAAUUUAACCAAUGUCGGUCAGGCCAUGGCUGCGUUCAUGAGGAUUAUGUCUUCCUCGAAAGAAUCUUUGAGGAAACUUUUUCUCCGGGGUGAGUUUGAGGAGUAUCCGGAUGAAAAGCAUAUGCACUCCACAGCACGACUUGCGGAGAUGUUCAGCAAGUAUUCUGAUGAGCUGCAGAUUAAAUGCCAAGAGAAAGAGCUGAGAAAGAAUUUCUUGAAAGAAGAAAUCAUGAUACUGGAGGAGACAAAAGGUAUUGGAUUGCCUAAUUUUCUUCCUAGAACUGCUUUUCUUUCUUCUCUGCAGAUGAAGGUUAAUGGAAUAUGUUCAACACCAUUGCAAUUCGUAAGUGACAUCUGGGACUACGUUGAAUCCGUUUUAGUUCCUGUUAUAAUGAAGAACUGUGAUAGCUACCCUCAGCUGCAAUCUUCUAUAAGGAGGGCUUCUCAUGAUCUUAUUUCCAAAAAGCGGGAACAAUCUGUCGAUUGGGUUCUGGAGAUCAUUGAAAUGGAGAAGAUGACGGACUACACUUGUAAUCCUGAGUAUGUUACAACUUGGAACAAUCUUAUGACGAAACAGGAAGCUUUCAUGGAGGUCAUGAAUGAUCAUACAAAGCCUACAGUUAUCACGAUCGAUGGAUUUGGCGUGGUUGAAGUGGGAGAAUUGCGCGAUCAUGCUGCCUCGGUUGUGCAACAAGCGUUCGAUCUGAAAAUGAGGAUGACCGCGUAUUGGAAGCUUGUCUUGCGAAGGCUGGUUGACGCAAUGGCGUUGCAUCUGCUCUAUAGUAUCCAAAAUCUGGUGAACAAAGAUAUGGAAACUGAGAUCAUUGAUGAGUUCGUGGGACCGAAUGGUGGUGGAUUGGAAAGGAUGCUAGAGGAAUCUCCUGUGGUUGCUGAAAAGCGCUACAGGCUGACAAGAAGCAUCAAACUGCUGAAGGAAUCAAAGGACGUCGUUGCGAAGAUAAUGGACAGAGCUGCAGAAGCUCAAGUUGACGGUUUACUAAGGCCAUCUAUCAGGAUGGAAGAACCAGAAGAGGAUUGGGUUGUGGAACAGUACUACUAUCCAUGUUCUUCUGGGGAGGAAGAUGAAUGUAAGAGUAAGGUUAGUUGGAUAUGGAACAGAGGGAUUAAUUUAGGGAAAAAGGUGAUGAUCACUGGUGUUGCAAUUUCUUCUGCACCAAUUGUUCUUCCACCGCUUGUUUUUGUUUCCGCUCUUGGUUUCGCUGCUUCUGUUCCGUUUGGUGUCUUGCUUGCUAGUUAUACAUGUACUGAGAAGCUUAUGAAUAAGUUGUUACCAAUGCCGGUUCCAUCUCAAUCUUGGGAGUCUGAAAGCUUCCUCAUGGACGAAUCAGAUCAGUUUGGGGGUGGGUUUGGGAUGGAGGAUGAGGUUCAUAAGCAAAUGGCCGACUUGAGGGAAGAUAUUGAAAUGAGGAUCGAGUUAGUGGAGGAAGGAGAGAUAGUUUAUGAAGAUGAAAGGUUGAAAGACAAGGGUUAUGAAGAAGAUGUUGGGGAAUACUUGGAAGGAGGGGACGAGGUUUCUUUUAGCAGUAUGGAAGCCAAACCUGAAGGUGGUUUUGUGGAAGAAAUUGACAAGAAACCACUGAUUGAGGAAAGCAAGAAUGAUGAGAAGCCAUCUCCGGAGGUCAAAAGAGUCAUAGUCAUAGCCGGUGAAGACAAGAAAAUGAAUGAUGAUGUGAUGAAGCCAGAUGAGUUGGUUGUUGUAUCAAGGGUGGUGAAAAUUGACGAACAACCUGCAGAAAUAUCGACUCCAGAGUCUCAAAGCCGAAAGGAAGAAACUACAGCUGUGGUGGAAAAAAAGAAGGAUGAGGUCGAGAAUACUGAUGAAUCUGGGAAGAAGAACAAGAAAAAGAACAAGCAUCACUCCAAGAAACUGCAUAAACUUUUGGGUAAGAAGGAAGAUAAAAAUGAAGAAAAUGUUGAAGCAAAAAAGGGUGAUGAACCAGUAACAAAAAGUGUAGUCCCUAAUGAUACAAGAAGUGGCCCUGCAUCUCCGAAGCCUGCUGGGGCACAAGGUUCAGCAACCAAUGGCCAGCAUCAUGAACAAGAUAGGAAGACUGCAGGAGCAGAACUGAAAUCUAGUGGACUGAAAGUGACUGCUGCUGAUGAAAAGAAGGGCAGAACGACUUCUAAUCCAGAGAAGAAAGGAACUGAUGCAGCAGGAGUAGUUCACAAGCCCAAGCAACCUUCGACUGUUCCUGAGAUGGUUGCUGCUAAAUCUCCUAAAAAGAUGAUCCUCAGUGAGGAGAAGAUAUGGGAUCAGAUAAAUGCAUUGCGAGUGAUAGUAGGAUACACCACAUCCCGUCACAAAUCAUGCAUUGAAGAACUGAAGGCGUUGUACAUCUUCACCGGAGUCGAACCCCCAUCGUCAUUUGACAAGGCUACCAACCUCGAAGAAACCGCUGAUAAACUUCAGUUUCUAAUGUCUGUUGUAGGAGUCAAGUAG
Messenger RNA from Oldenlandia corymbosa var. corymbosa, 3165 nucleotides. The record is from the annotation of a GenBank genome assembly. Lineage: Eukaryota; Viridiplantae; Streptophyta; Magnoliopsida; Gentianales; Rubiaceae.